AAGAAAUAAGAGGUAUGUGUUUCAUCUUCAGUAUGACCAUUAUUGGUAUAACGUUGAGCGAGCAUAAAAUUAUGAAACAGCAAAAGUCUAAGACUCUUAAGGGAUUAGAAGAAAUCCACAAGCAUGAUGGCAAGUUAGGUGAACACAAAAAAGAAGAGAAAGCUUUUUAA
Molecule: messenger RNA, 170 nt
Organism: Funneliformis geosporum
Lineage: Eukaryota; Fungi; Glomeromycota; Glomeromycetes; Glomerales; Glomeraceae
Source: the annotation of a GenBank genome assembly